CAGCUCAGUCGCUCAGUCAGUCUCAGGCUGUCCGGCCAGGGUGGUUGGUGGCGAGGAUUCAGGCUCCGUCCCAACGAGGCCGUGGCCUGAGGCUCAGGGCCCCCCAGCCCCUCCCUCCCAGCCCAGCAGCGUCACCCCCCAGCCCCGAGCUGGACCGCACACCUUGGGACACGGUUUUCCACUUCCUAAGGACGAGCCCCAGACUGGAGGAGAGGUCGGAGGAGGUGGGCGUUGGGCUCUUUGCGAGGACCCCGGCGGCGGGCCCGGGGGAGGCGGCCGAGGCGGCGGCCGGGGGCGACAUGGCCGAGGAGCAGGACCUGUCGGAGGUGGAGCUAAGCCCCGUGGGCUCCGAGGAGCCCCGCUGCCUGUCCCCGGGGAGCGCUCCCCCGCUGGGGCCCGACGGCGGCGGCGGCGGUGGCGGCUCUGGCCUGCGAGCUAGCCCGGGGCCCGGCGAGCUGGGCAAGGUCAAAAAGGAGCAGCAGGACGGCGAGGCGGACGACGACAAGUUCCCGGUGUGCAUCCGCGAGGCCGUCAGCCAGGUGCUCAGCGGCUACGACUGGACGCUGGUGCCCAUGCCCGUGCGCGUCAACGGCGCCAGCAAGAGCAAGCCGCACGUGAAGCGGCCCAUGAACGCCUUCAUGGUGUGGGCGCAGGCGGCGCGCAGGAAGCUGGCGGACCAGUACCCGCACCUGCACAACGCCGAGCUCAGCAAGACGCUGGGCAAGCUCUGGAGGCUGCUGAAUGAGAGUGACAAGCGACCCUUCAUUGAGGAGGCCGAGCGGCUGCGAAUGCAGCACAAGAAGGACCACCCGGACUACAAGUACCAGCCCCGGCGGCGGAAGAACGGGAAGGCGGCCCAGGGGGAGGCCGAGUGCCCGGGUGGGGAGGCCGAGCAAGGAGGGGCUGCUGCCAUCCAGGCGCACUACAAGAGCGCCCACCUGGACCACCGGCACCCAGAAGAGGGCUCCCCCAUGUCCGACGGGAACCCCGAGCACCCCUCGGGCCAGAGCCAUGGCCCACCCACCCCUCCAACCACCCCAAAGACAGAGCUGCAGGCGGGCAAGGCAGACUCCAAGCGGGAUGGGCGCUCCCUGGGGGAGGGCGGGAAGCCUCACAUCGACUUCAGCAACAUGGACAUCGGUGAGAUCAGCCACGAGGUCAUGUCCAACAUGGAGACCUUUGAUGUGGCCGAGCUGGACCAAUACCUGCCGCCCAACGGGCACCCGGGCCACGUGGGUAGCUACUCGGCAGCCAGCUAUGGGCUGGGCAGCGCCCUGGCUGUGGCCAGUGGACACUCUGCCUGGAUCUCCAAGCCGCCGGGUGUGGCUCUGCCCACAGUCUCGCCUCCUGGCGUGGAUGCCAAAGCCCAGGUGAAGACAGAGACCGCAGGCCCCCAGGGGCCCCCGCACUACACCGACCAGCCGUCCACCUCACAGAUCGCCUACACCUCCCUCAGUCUGCCGCACUAUGGCUCCGCCUUCCCCUCCAUCUCCCGCCCCCAGUUUGACUACUCUGACCAUCAGCCCUCGGGACCCUAUUACGGCCACUCGAGCCAGGCCUCUGGCCUCUACUCGGCCUUUUCCUACAUGGGGCCCUCUCAGCGGCCCCUCUACACGGCCAUCUCUGACCCCAGCCCCUCAGGGCCCCAGUCCCACAGCCCCACACACUGGGAGCAGCCGGUAUAUACGACGCUGUCCCGGCCCUAAAGGGAGUCCUGUCACCGCCAGCCCCAUCCCCCAGCCUUGUGUCCUGUUCCUCGCUGUCCAUCUCAGCCUGACGGCGGCAGGGGAGGAGGCUCCAGAGGCUGACAGCAGAGGGGCAGCGUUCUGCCAGCUCCCUGCCCUGAUGACCCACUGCCCGAUCCAAGUUCCAGAGGCCCAGCCCUGGCUGACAGCUGGGCGGAGGAGAAGGAGGGUGAUGGCUGCCCCUCCCCCAGAGAUGACCCUCUAUCCCAAGGCCUAGGAAGGACCCGCUUGAUCCUCGGGGAGGGAAGCAACAUCCGGGCUUGGGUGGGCAUCGGAGGUCUUGCCACUUCUGUUGCCCGCCCCCCCAUGGGGAGCACGGGUCUGGUGGGCCCCAGUGCCUAAGAGCUGUGGCACCCAGGGACUUGCAUCAGAGCCUGGAGCUGCCUGUGUCGCUCAGGUGCUGGAGACAGCUCUGAGCACCCCCUGGGAGGGGCUCGGGGGAGCUCUCAGCCCUUCUAGGCCCCUCCCCUCCUGAAUGCAGGAAGACACGGGCACACAGGCCCCCAGCCCCAGUUCUGCGCCAAUAACCUCAUUGUCUGUCUGAGGUGAGCCUCCGGCGCCCCGUCCUCACUCCUACACCUUAAGGCAGCCCAGCUGAGGAGGCAGGGGGGCUCCAGGAAAGGAUUCAGAGACAGUUUGCAGAGCCUUUCUCCUGGGGCUCCGGGCCAGUGUCCCUCUCCUCACUCGACUCUGCCAGGGCCACCUCCCUGCUCCAGAGCUCAAGCUGCAAACUAUGCAGGCCCAAGUCCUUGGCUCCAGGAGGAGAUGUGGGGCCCAGCGCCCAGGCUGCGGGCAGCAGCUCAAGACACUAAGAUCCUGCCGUGUACAUUCCACCCUUGCCUUCCGCCCCUUGCGUCCCAGUGAUAUCCGAAUAAAGUAUGUAGCUCUUAUCUGCCCCCACUCUCCUGUUCUCCUGUGGCCCCACCGUCCACAUGUAACGCAUUACUGUCCCCCCUUAUUUAUCUCAGUAGCCCCCUUUCCCCUCCCUGUCCUCGCUGCUCCAGCCCCUAUUAACUCUGCAUUAAGCCUCCAAGUAAUAAAAUUAAAGGUUCCGGUUACCUGUG
Molecule: messenger RNA, 2809 nt
Organism: Chinchilla lanigera (long-tailed chinchilla)
Lineage: Eukaryota; Metazoa; Chordata; Mammalia; Rodentia; Chinchillidae
Gene: Sox10
Product: SRY (sex determining region Y)-box 10
Exons: 4
Coding region: 300-1706 (468 amino acids)
Biological process (GO): negative regulation of transcription by RNA polymerase II; peripheral nervous system development; morphogenesis of an epithelium
Cellular component (GO): nucleus
Molecular function (GO): RNA polymerase II cis-regulatory region sequence-specific DNA binding; DNA-binding transcription factor activity, RNA polymerase II-specific
Source: RefSeq, a predicted model, not a curated record